Rosa chinensis is the source of this 1656-nucleotide messenger RNA. RefSeq names its product putative disease resistance protein At1g50180. Lineage: Eukaryota; Viridiplantae; Streptophyta; Magnoliopsida; Rosales; Rosaceae. Gene Ontology annotation, biological process: defense response to other organism. Bases 1 to 1656 code for a protein of 551 amino acids. Gene Ontology annotation, molecular function: ADP binding. The record is from RefSeq and is a predicted model, not a curated record. The transcript has 4 exons.
AUGGCUGAAGGUGUUGUUAUUGUUGCGGCUGAAGGGAUCAAGACCCUCGGAGACUUCAUCAUUCAGCAAUCAAAGUUCUUGAGUGGAGUCAGCUAUCAAGUUGAGCUUGCAAAAGUUGAACUGCACUUGAUCCGCGGCUUCCUCAGAGAUGCAGAUGCAAGACAAGGAGAAGAAGAGGUAGUCCGCAUUUGGGUUAAACUGAUUAGAGAUGCUGCUUAUGACUUGGAGGAUGUCAUUGAAUCUUUUGCCUUGAAAGUAGCUUCUAGGAGGAGAGGAGGUACUGUGAAGAUUGUUCUCAAAAGGUUUGCAAGCAUCUUUAAUGAAGGAGUUAAUCCAUACAAGAUUGGGUCCGAAAUUGAGGAUAUUAUGACCAAACUUUCUCAUCUGAGGUCGAGUUUGCAAAGUUAUAACAUCAGGCAAAUAAGUGGGGAGGAAAACACAGAUAUACUGGUGAAGGAGUUGGUAAGAGAAGGAAAGCGUCACCGUGUUAUUUCUAUUUGGGGGAUGGGCGGCUCUGGAAAAACCACUCUUGCAAAACAGGUUUUUCUUCAAGAUGAAGUUAAGCGCCAUUUUGAUUGUUUUGCUUGGGUCUGUAUAUCUCAACAAUGGGAAGGAAAGGAUGUAUUGGAAGAUAUUAUAAUUAAACUCACUUCCCCAACAGCAGAAAAAAGGAAAGAAAUUUCCAAAAUGAAAAAGGAUGAAAUAGCAAGGGAGGUCUGUAGUAUCCAACGAGAAAAGAGAUGUCUGGUGGUCCUUGAUGACAUAUGGACUCAAGAGGCUUGGCAUUCAAUAAAAUCUGGAUUCCCAAUCAAUGAGGAAACAGAGAGCCGGAUAUUACUCACUACUCGCAAAAAAGAAGUUGCUUUGCUUGCUUCCAAAAAUGAUCAUCUCCACCAACCUCAACCAUUAGAUGACAACCAGAGCUGGGAACUGUUUGAAAAGAUAGCGAUGUGUGGAAGCGACAAAACAGACUUGGAAAUUUAUGCAAAGAAAAGGGAAUUAGGAAAGAAGAUGCUUGUACAUUGUUCAGGUUUACCAUUAGCCAUCAAUGUGCUUGCUGGUCUUCUUAGUAGACGAGAGACGAUUGAUGAGUGGGACACGGUACUUAGAAAUGUUGAUGUAUACAUAAUGAGAGGCAUAAAUGUCCUUGAAAGAGAAAAGACAGGUCAGGAGUGUGGUGUUUCAGGUGUCUUGGCAUUGAGUUAUGAUGACUUACCAUCUCACUUAAAACUAUGCUUUUUGUAUUUAGCCCAAUUUCCUGAGGAUCAUGAGAUACGGGUAAAAAGACUUAGUCAAUUAUGGAUUGCAGAAGGGUUUAUAACUUCAACGUCAGAAAUGCAUGUUUCAGUUGAAAUUUUGGAAGAAUUGUCAUAUAGUUGCCUAGUUGAAUUAGUGGAAAGAUCUAUGGUUCAAGUUGUAGAAUAUGGCUUAAGUGGGAAGGUGAAAACUUGCCGUCUCCAUGAUUUUAUGCGAGACUUGUGCUUGCAAAAGGCAGAAGAGGAGAAUUUUCUCCGAAUUAUUAACUUUUCUACGGGACUAGUAUCUAAGACACCACUAAUUGGCAAGGUUCGAAGACUUGCCCUCCAUUUGGAUGAAAAUGUUAAAUAUGAUUUUAGUAUAGAUGGAAGAGAUGAGCACAUUAGAUCUGCGGUAUAA